AUAUAUUUAAACUGCAGCUGGAGAAGGGAGGGCGGGAGAGAAGCAGUUUCUCGAAACAGCCGGCUGGUUCAUUCUUUUCUGGCUAGAGGGGCACCUGUGACUGAUAGGCCUUUCUUGAGAUCCAGCAGACUUUUUCCAAGACUGACUUGGAGGUCCCCGAACUUUGCUGGUGGAGAGUGAGCGAGCACCCAACCAUGUUGCACGCACAUCUGGAGCAGAGCAGUGCCAAGCCUCUUCCUGUAGUGAUCAUAGGAAACGGCCCCUCGGGGAUCUGCUUAUCCUACCUACUGUCUGGUAACAUUCCCUAUGUCCGAAGGAGCCCUGUUCAUCCAAAUCCCAUUCUGCAAAGGAAACUGGAAGAGACACCUGAAGUUUCCAUCUUAGACCAGGAUAUUGAGUACCUAUCUGAAGGUCUGGAAGGGCGAUCCUCCAGCCCAGUUGCUCUCCUUUUUGAUGCCCUGAUGCGUCCAGAUACUGAUUUCGGUGGGACUGCAGAUUCGGUCCUUGCUUGGUCACAUCAACCUGACAGAGCCAUUCCUCAUCUGGUUCUUGGCAAAAACCUUCCUGGAGGAGCCUGGCAUUCUAUCGAGGGAUCCAUGUUCACACUGAGCCAGGGAGACUGGAUGGGGCUUCCUGACCUGCAGUUCAAAGACUGGUUGAGUAAGAAGAAAAGGGGCUUCAGAAAUAACAGGGCAACUGCAGGAGACAUAGUCCAGUAUUAUCAGUACUAUGUGGCAAAGAAAGGGUUAAAGAAAAACUUUCGCUGUGGAACCCUUGUGACGUCUAUAAAGAAACUGAGUGUGGAUGUAGACUCCUGCUACAACAGUCAAGAUCCAAGAGACUCUAGCUCCACAUGGGAAGCACAAACCAACACCCAGGUAGACAGUGGGAGCCUCUUCCAGGUUGAUGGGUUUCUCACGACGGUCAGUGGUACACAGCCCUUCUCUGUGUAUGCGGAAAAUGUGGUUUUGGCCACAGGGACAUACGACAGCCCAUCCCGCUUAGGGGUGAAAGGGGAGCACCUUCCAUUUGUCCACCACACGCUCUCCGCCCUUGAAGAAGCUGUAAAGAACAAGGAGAUUGGCAUGAUGUCUGACCCGAUCCUGAUUGUUGGCGCUGGGCUCACUGCGGCAGACGCCAUUCUCUUUGCUCACCAUUGCAACAUCCCAGUGAUCCACGCCUUCCGCAGGAGGGUCAAUGACCCAGCCCUCAUCUUCAACCAGCUCCCUAAGACAAUGUAUCCCGAGUACCACAAAGUCCACCAGAUGAUGAAAGAGCAGGCCAUCCCUUACCCGGGGCCAUAUGAAUGCUAUGUCAGCCUUCCUGAGCACCACAUAGUCACCUUCACAGAGGACAGGAAAUGCAUCUUUUGCGAUAAGAGCGGCCACCAGAAAAUACACAACAUCUCCAUGGCGUUUGUCCUCAUCGGCUCCAACCCUAACCUAACCUACCUGCCCAACAAUGGUGUGGACUUGGCGGUGGACUGUGAGCAGCCGGUCAGCUCCAAGAGGAACCCCAUUGAUGUUGAUCCCUUUACCUACGAGUCUGUCCAUGAGAAGGGACUCUAUGCCAUGGGGCCAUUAGCUGGGGACAAUUUUGUGCGGUUUGUGCAAGGCGGUGCUUUGGCGGUGGCCAGCUCUCUGCUGAAGAAGGCCAACCCCAACCCCCCAUAACACUUGCGGACAUUCCCCUUAGAGAAAGACCCACGUCAGCCUUUGAGGUGAGGGGAACUGAACACAAGCAAGUCUUCCAAAUAUGAAGUCUCUCCACUGUAGCAUUCGGUAGGUCUGCUCUGAAAGGCCAGGUCGCAGAUUCAAGACAGUGAAGACAACGUGCUUGCGGGACGUUCGCUUCUCAAGCUGCCACAUGCCCAACCUUUUCUCCCUGCUUUACCAGUUGGAGAGGCAGCUCUAUGCAGGCUUUGGCAUACAAGAAGUGGAAAGGUUCUGGGGCAACUGCUGGUUUCUGAAUACUCAGAGUGAAAUUGGCAACAGGGUCUUGUUCGAAUGUAGAUCAGUGUUCACAUUUAUUAUGCAGAUUUCUCUAAUCUUCACUGUCCCAUAAAAAAUACCAUUCUGAACGGCUGUGAAAUAGAAAGCAUCGCUCGAAAAGAGUGCGUGACUUGGAUCCAAAGUUGCACAAAGCUGUAAACUUUAUUUUAUUUCUUGAUACACUAAUGGUGCCAAGCGGGUUUUUCUUGGCAGUAUUUGGCAGUAGCCCCUUAUUUCCCCAAAGUCCCACAAACAUUGGGGGGGGGGGAUCCUCUAGAGUACAUUUUCAGGAGCGUAAGAAGGUUCUGCAGCUAAGGUUGGGAUAAUUGGCAAACCCUUCUCCCCUGCCACCGUGUGCAUGUCAAGUUUCUAAAGGCUCUAAGGCCAUAACCUGCUUUUGUGGGUAUUCUUAGGGCAUCCUGAUGUUGAAUAUUGUGUUGUAGCCCAGCCUUCUCCAACCUGGUUCUCUCCAGAUGUUUUGGACUUUAACUCCCAUCAGCCAAAGCGGCACAGCCAUGCUUUCUGGGGCUGAUGGGAGCUGUAGUCCAAAAUACCAGUAGAGCACUAUGGUAGUUGGCAAAGGCUUCUGUACCUGCUACCCACUGAUCUCCUUUAGAGGUGUGGAUUUUGAGUAGCCUAGCUCAUGAAUGCAACAGCUGAAAUCUCAGGAAAUCCUUCAAUACCCCCUUGUUAACUUUAGGUCUACAUGCUGGAAUUUUAUAAACUUAAAUUUUGCUGGUUUUUAAGCAAAAGGUUUUUCAAAAAGAUUAAAAAAUAUUUUAUGUAUGUGUGGAGUAUUUUUUGUAUACUGUUUUUAAAUAAAAAUAUUUUGGCAUUUUACAAAUGUGUAGUCUCUCCACCCUCAAGCAAAGUUAUUGCCCCAAAUGUGUUCUGUUUAAUGGGGAUGUAUGUGGAUUAUUCAUCGCCAAGGUCAGUGCCUAGCUGGGACACAGAGUACCCAGUUAGCAACAUUUUCAACCAGGGAGAGCCAGCUGUAAUUUCUGUUCUGAUGCACUUGGGUGGCUUAAAUAAGUAUCUAGGGCUCACAUCUCUUUUUAUCAGGCAAGAUCUGCAGAGCAAACUAUUUGUUCCCAAGUUCCUGAAUUGCUCUUUUAGCACAGCCAACCUUGGACAGGUUUAUCCUUAAAUAACACUCCUGAACUUGUGUUAACUUCUGAGUUUACACAUUUGAGUGGAGGAAGAGAAGCUAUAGUGAGCUGGAAGUCAACCAACCCAUGCAAGCUCUGGGCCUCGUGAAUCUCCUUCACCCUUAUGGAAGAGGGAAGUGAAACAGAAAAUCGGAGCAGAAUUUGCCAGGCUGGAGGUCAAAUGGACUGGUGGUUGGAUCUCUGACACAGUUGCCAUUGUUUAACACAGAGAGGAGGAGGAGAGAGAUUUGGCCUGGCUGUGUUUUCUGUCUGACUUUACUGUGCAUGCUUUAACUUGUGUACUUUUUUGCAUGCACAUUAGGGUGUCGGUUUACUGAGUUCAGUUCCAGCUACAAACGCUUGAGGAAUUAAAUAUUUGUAUCAUGCCAAAUUAGCAGAUUAGGAGGAAGCUUCCAUCCUGUCUUCACCAGAUGACCUGGCCAGGAUGGAGGUGGGGGGAGUUGGUCAAGUCAGAUUCUGCUCCUCCACUUCCUGAGAGCAAGGAUAGCCCCCCAAAAGCAGCUGGCCAUUGGCAGUGGCAGCUGGGUUGGAGUCAGAGGUAGAGUCAGAAGGUUGGAUAUAGGUCCCGUCAUCACCAGCAUGAACAGAUCACCUCACUGCCUGAAGUAGCACUUGCUUGCAAGCAGACUUCUCAUUUGGGGUGAGAACUGGUGUCCCCUUUUUCUUUGAAAGCAGAGUGGGAGGGGCGUGUUGGGACAGUGUAUUUCCUUAGCCAUGUAUCCUAGCAAAGGAUUUGGGGUUUUCCCAAGCUGAGAGCAAGAAUCUUUCAUCCAAGGCAGGAGCCAGGGCAGGAACUACUUUCAGGUGUAGUUUAGAGAUCACUGAACCAAUUGAGCGAAAAUGGUUAAACCAUACUAGUUCAUUCCAAACAGUGCCCUAGGCUGGAGCGUGCAAAAAUGACACUGGCUGGACAUUGGCAGACUCAUCCAUCCCUAAUCUCAGCAAGCCACUUCACACAGCGCAGCUUGUAUAAUGGCUCCACAGCUGCACCCACAGGCUUGGGAAGCAAGAUGGUUGCUGGCAGGUAGAAUUUCUUGCUGCAGGGCUUUCUGCUGACCUCUGCUUCUAUGCCUGAUCCGCUCCAAGCACCGUCUCCUGGCCCCCACCCAACUCCCAGGAUUUCUGAAAGUGAAAGUUGACACAUUUAGCCCCUCAGAGUCCUGCAAGGGUCAGGCACUCCACAAAACUAUGGAACUAUUUUUUGGGACGCAGUACUCCAGGUGGGGUUAGAGUGGGACUAUGACUUCCCUUGAUUGGGAUACUAGACUUCUGUUGCCGCAGCCUAGAGCAUAACAUUAGCUUUUUUGCUGCAGCUGCAUCACACUGUUGACUCAGGCUAAGCUUAUGGUCUACUAAGAUAAGCAAGAUGUCCCCCAUCUUAUAUUUGUGCAGCUGGUUCUUCCUGCCUAAGUGUAGAAUCUUACAUGUGUCCCUAUUGAAACUCAUUCGUUUUUGCCCAGUUCUCGAAUCUGUUAAGAUCAUCUUGAAUCCCAAUUCAACUCCUUCAAACAGAGGGCCAUCCUCUGUAAAACAGGACACUUGGCCACCCUGACCUCAAGCUAAGUCUAAAACCAUACCCCUGAUUUGUUCUGAAACUAGGCAAAACCCUUUUCUCUUUAUACUAGCCUAUCUCCAUUCCAGGAGCCACAGUGAAGUUCAUGAACUGUAAAUUUCCAUCGUUGCACCACAUUGGCUUUCCAACUGCCUGUGCCUAAAAAAGAAAUAAGAAUAAAUAACUGGGCUGUAGGCCCUUGCUAAAAAUAGAUGCUUUGGCCAACUCUCAAAUUCCUGCAUCAGCAAGGACUGUAAACUGGUGUGUCUAAAUGAGUGGGGUGGGGAUAUGGGGUAUUUUUGGAGAUGACGCUUGCUGAUUCCCCCUCUGCCAUUCAAGCCCUUGAAGCUGAGCGUCACCCCCUCUUCAUACAGAAAAUUCCCUUGAAGCUGACCCAGAAACUCCAGUGGGUGCAGAAUGCCGCGGCGAGGCUCCUUAUGGGGUCCUUGCCACUGUACCACAUUCAUCCAUUUCUUUACCAGCUGCACUGGCUCCCGGUGGAGUACAGGGUCGGGUUUAAGGUGCUGGUUUUGACCUUUAAAGCACUAUGCGGCCUAGGACCCUCGUACCUACGGGACCGCCUCUCCUGGUAUGCUCCACGGAGGACCUUAAGGUCCACAAAUAACAACACUUUGGAGGUCCCGAGCCGCAAGGUGGUUUGAUUGGUCUCAACUAGGGCCAGGGCCUUUUCAGUACUGGUCCCGACUUGGUGGAACGCUGUGUCACAAGAGACCAGGGCCCUGCAGGAUUUGACAUCUUUCUGCAGCGCCUGCAGAAUGGAACUGUUUCGCCUGGCCUUUGGUUUGGACUCAGUCUGAACCUUUUGUUUGCCUCUGCUUAUGGUUUUGA
Molecule: messenger RNA, 5561 nt
Organism: Zootoca vivipara (common lizard)
Lineage: Eukaryota; Metazoa; Chordata; Lepidosauria; Squamata; Lacertidae
Gene: OSGIN1
Product: oxidative stress induced growth inhibitor 1
Biological process (GO): negative regulation of cell growth
Molecular function (GO): growth factor activity
Source: RefSeq, a predicted model, not a curated record